Messenger RNA from Carya illinoinensis, 1268 nucleotides. RefSeq names its product RING-H2 finger protein ATL79-like. The record is from RefSeq and is a predicted model, not a curated record. Gene Ontology annotation, molecular function: transferase activity. Bases 117 to 806 code for a protein of 229 amino acids. Gene Ontology annotation, biological process: protein ubiquitination. NCBI's taxonomy places the organism in Eukaryota, Viridiplantae, Streptophyta, Magnoliopsida, Fagales, Juglandaceae. The transcript has a single exon.
CAUUCCCACCCUCUUACUCCCACGCAAUCUCUCUCUCUCUCUCUCUCUGCAUAUGUACCUACCUCACCUCGUAAGCCCAAAAGCCCGAAAGUCUAGAAAAGAUUACCCUCUUUCUUAUGUUUCAGCCGUCGAGCUCAAUCGAAAGACAGAAUCAAAUGCGAUCGAUACCAGAACUAAAACCAGCGGCAGCCGCAACUCAAUAUGUAAUACAUCUCUCUCCACCAACAUCUUCUCCAACAACAACAACAUCAACAUGCGAAGCACAUGCUUGCAGGUGGCAGCCCUACUCUAAUUCCAGAGAUUUUGAAGCAAACGCUACUAUAGUCCUCAUCGUCCUCCUCUGCUCUCUCGUCUGUGCGCUGGCUCUCAAUGCCACCAUCCGCUGCUUCCUACGCGGCGGCCGAAGUCACCCACCACCUGACAGCAGCCUUCCCCAAAAUGAACAGCAACAACAUCAUCAGCGGAAGACCUCCAUGCAGAAAGAUGCAGUUGAGGAUCCAUUGGUGGCAGCUCCCACGGUGGUCUUCUCGGUCGGGAUGAAUCUGGCUGGGGCGGAGGCCGAGUGUGCCAUUUGCUUGUCGGAGUUCGUGGAGGGAGAGGGCAUUCGGGUGUUGGUAAGGUGUAAGCAUGGAUUCCACGGGCAGUGCAUCGAGGAGUGGUUGUCCUCCCGCUCCUCUUGCCCCACUUGUCGCAGCGGUUGUCUCCCUUCCCCUCCAUCUUCACGAGAAGACACGGAACCCUGCCAAAGGAGUAGCAUCCAACAAAACCUCCCAACCGCCUCCGCUGCAACUGCAACUCUCUCAUGAUUACGAUUCGGAGGUGCUAUAUAUGUAUAUUUCCAUGUCCUACUGCAGCUGGCUCGCUAGCCAGCAAUAAUUACUAGGAGUAAUAAUAAUUUGCAUGAUUUUCUUCCACUGGAGAAAGUAAUGCUUAUGCAAUAUUAUCUUUGGCUAUCAACUACAUAAGCACAAAGAACCUGGAAAUGUAUCACAUUUAAAGAUCAUCUAUGUCGACAUGAGUGAAUUAACUUUGCUUUCCGACCAUUUUAAUCGUUUCGGGUUAAAUAAGUACGGAAUAUGUUUGAGAAACUGAUCCUUAAAAUAGGAAGAAAGAAGGAUCAGCAGUUUAAAGCUAAAACUCUCUGAACAGACAGGAAUCGUUCCAUCUUCACAGUAAUCUGUAAUGGUCAGAGAGCCAUGUGAACACUAAGCGUUUCACCUUCAGUCGUUGUACAAACCGCAUUCAUGCAUUAUACCCAACACCUCAGA